UUGGAGCGACGUGUUAGACAGCGUCUCCACCACCAUCAUCAAAACACCUCAUGAGGGAACAUCUGGCCUGGAAUAACAUCUGGUUCCAACUUCCAUUCAUCUGUCAGCUGUCAGUAGCUGUUAAGGUUGCUCCCUGGGGUAUAAUACAAGGCGCGGUUUCAGUCGCGCAAAGAAUGACGGGAAGUUGGCAGGUUCAGGUGUGCUCCUGCUGCGACCAGUGUACGUUCGUUAGUUCUCUCUGGGCUGUGAUCAGGUCGCCACACCUGCCGGUCCCUUUCAGAGCCGAGCUCCCGUUGGAUCCGCCGCUGAUUUACCUGUUUCAGCCCGUUACGGAGCGACACCCAGAGUUAGAAACUACCUUUUAACUCACUUUUCAACCCGUGUUUCUCGACACAUUUCGGCUUAUACCUGCAGAUAGAAACACCUGUCGUCGCCAUGUCAGCGGGGCAGUAAUGGCAGCAGGUCCCCCGUCAGGAAACCGGAGAUAAACGGCGGUGGAGACGGAGUAAGACGGAGAACAGGGGCCAUCAGCGGGACUUAAUGCAUCAUGGAUUCACUGGACUCAGGACAGAAGUUCACUCCGAGACAGGACAACGACUGGGACCCGACCCUUGAGUUCCUGCCAGCCUCAGACUCCAAAAAGCUGGAGAAGAAACCGGGCCAGAGGAGGACGCUGUGGGUCGGAGUGGGCCUGCUGCUGACCGGGCUGCUGGUCUGGAACUUCCACUUACGCAGUGAUGUCAGAAUGACGAGGGUUUACAUCGGCUCCAUGGGGAUCAAUAACCAGCCCUUCUUGCCCGAAUACGAAGAUCCCAGCAGUCCUCAAUUUACCCAUCUGGCCGCUCUGGUCAGCCAGCAGCUGAAACUGAUUUACAACAAAAAUGCAGUGCUGGCCAGGUACUUCACGGGCUCCACGGUGCAGGCCUUCAGUGAGGGAGAGGACGGCGGUGAUGGCAUGGUGGCGUAUUACCAGUCAGAGUUCGACCUUCCCGUCCCCCAGCAGAAGUUUCUGGACGAAGCCAUCGAGUCUUUGGAUUCGCCGGCAGAAAGUCAGCAGGGCCGACAGGGCCGAGUGCUGCUGAGGCCCACUGAUGCUCUGAAUGUCAACGGCGUCAUCUCCCGAGCGAUAGAUCCACGCAUGACCAGGACGUCGUUACUGAAUCAGACCUUCAACAUCCGCGUCAGUGAAGCAGGAACAGUCCAGUCUCCAGGGUUUCCCGACUUCCCUUAUCCUCCUAACUUCUACCUGCAGUGGAGGCUGCGGGCCGACCCCGGACACAGAGUCCUGCUCAACUUCCACACUCUGAUCCUGGAGGACAACUGUCAGCAGGACUUCAUCAAAAUCUACGACUCUCUGGCUCCGAUAGAGCAGCGUGCGCUGACCGAACAAUGCGGGUAUCCUCGUGGCUCGCUGUCUUUUCGGUCCUCUGGAAACGUCAUGUUGCUGACUCUGGUCACCAGUGAGCUGAAGAACUUCCCCGGGUUCAGAGCCAACUACUCCCAGAUCCCUUUGACAGAGCAAAGAUGUGGAGGGAAACUCAGUGCAAACAGAGGCUCCUUUUCUUCACCGUUCUUCCCCUCCAACUACCCCCCAAAGACCAUAUGUGUCUGGAACAUUGAGGUGGCAGAGGACAAGUUUGUGAAGGUUCAGUUCAAGAAGUUUUUCCUGGGACAUCAGAGUAAACCGUGUCUCGGGGACUAUGUUCAGGUCGACGAUCAAAGACUGUGUGGCAGUAAGUUGGACAGCACUGUGCUCACCGCCCAGAGCAACAUGAUGACUAUCAGGUUUGUUUCGGACUCGUCCUACGUCGACCAGGGUUUCACCGCCAACUACGAAGCCUUUGUCCCAACCAAUCCUUGUCCAGGACGGUUCCAGUGCGCCAACAACCUGUGUGUCGACAGGACUCUGCAGUGUGAUGGCUGGGAAGACUGUGGAGACGGCAGCGACGAGGUCAACUGCAAGUGCGAGACGUUUCAGAUGCAGUGUGGAAACGGCCACUGUAAACCAAAGUUCUGGUUGUGUGAUGGGGUUGACGACUGCAGAGACAACACUGAUGAAGAAAACUGUGUAAAAUGCAAACCGGGACAGUUUACCUGCAGAGAUGGCCGCUGUAUCCCAGACCAGCUGAAGUGUGAUGGAAGAAGUGACUGCUCUGAUGGGUCCGAUGAGUCUAAAUGUGAACGAUCUCUGGUGCUGCCACGGUGUUCGGAGUUCACCUUCCGCUGCAGGGACGGACGCUGCAUCAGUAAACUGAACCCUGAGUGUGACUAUGAGCCAGCACCAGGAGCUGUUUGUUGCGGGAUGAAGCCGUACCAGAGCUCUCGUAUCGUGGGUGGUGAGGUGUCACGGGAGGGCGAGUGGCCCUGGCAGGUCAGCCUCCACGUCAGAGGCAUGGGUCAUGUGUGUGGAGCGUCGGUGCUGAGCCCCCGCUGGCUGCUGACCGCGGCUCACUGCGUCCAGGACAGCCAAGUAUACAGGUACUCGCAGGCGGACCAAUGGGAGGCCUUUCUGGGCCUGCAAUCGCAAAGUAAGAUCGACAAGUCGACAGUGAGGAGGAAGAUAAAGCGGAUCAUCACUCACGAGAACUACGACCAUCUCACCUAUGACAACGACGUCGCCCUGAUGGAGAUGGACACUGAAGUCCCCCUCAACCAGUACAUCUUUCCCAUCUGCCUGCCCUCCCCCAGCUACGACUUCCCAGCAGGCCAAGAGGCAUGGAUCACCGGCUGGGGAGCCACCAGAGAGGACGGCAUUGCUGCGACCGACCUGCAGAAGGCAGCGGUUCGGAUCAUCAACAGCACGGUGUGCAAGAGCCUGCUGGGUGACGAUGUCUCAGACAGGAUGCUGUGUGCCGGAGUCCUCCAGGGAGGUGUGGACGCCUGUCAGGGCGACUCCGGCGGGCCCCUGUCCGUCACCAGUCCCAAUGGGCGGGUCUUCCUGGCUGGCGUGGUGAGCUGGGGUGAUGGCUGUGGUCGCAGGAACAAACCUGGCGUCUACGUGCGAAUCACCAAAUACCGCAGCUGGAUAAAGGAGCAGAGCGGAGUGUAGCUGCAGACCAGUGGACUGUAAAGUGUAAAGACAAUUUAAAAUGGUUACGAGCAGCAGCCAGGUGGGAAUAAUGAUGUAUUUAGAUAACAGAUCUAAAAGAUGCUGUCGCCUCAGGUGCAGCCAGGACGAGAAACGGUUUUCUGAAAAUUGGGUAAACACAGAGAAUCUUGGUAUAAAUGUAAACUAGAGAACCCAGUGUUUGGUCCUGUCGGGAGGCAGGUGUGUUCAGGUGGGCUUUAUGAAUUACUUUGAGGAGUAAAUGUCUUUAUUUUGUAAUGAAGCGCUUCAUGUUGCACUUGAAGCUCAACUGUCUUGUGAGUAAUGAUAAAAUAUUCUCAGGGUGAGAAAGGAACCGUCUGAUUUUACACCUGGUCAAACUAAAUGUCUUUAUUACAGUCAUGUCUUUGUUUGAACAGGGUCCAUGUGUGUUUUGGUCUGAGCUGAUAUCACAGACCCAGUUUGUCCAUAGUCGCCCUUUCAGCAGUGGAGCUGAUUAAAGACGACACCAACUCUGUCACACACUCUGAAAAGAAAAGGUUGAGUUCAGGGCCUCAUUCUCCAAACAGGGUUCAACUCUGAUUUGAAGUCGAUUCAUUCCAAGUUACACAUGUAACCAAUUCAGACGUAUCUGAAUUGAUUGAAACUGUUUACGCUUACACUUUCAUAAUGUUAUACAUAUAUUU
This is a messenger RNA of Monopterus albus (swamp eel), 3732 nucleotides long. Its product is annotated as suppressor of tumorigenicity 14 protein homolog. Gene Ontology annotation, molecular function: serine-type endopeptidase activity; protein binding. Lineage: Eukaryota; Metazoa; Chordata; Actinopteri; Synbranchiformes; Synbranchidae. Bases 548 to 3049 code for a protein of 833 amino acids. The transcript is spliced from 19 exons. The record is from RefSeq and is a predicted model, not a curated record. Gene Ontology annotation, biological process: proteolysis.